UGGUGUAGAUGGUUAUCACGCUUCCUUAGCAUGGAAGAGGUCCCAGAUUCGAGUUCUGGCUUGUCCAAUUUUUUGCUAUCCAUUACUGCAUAUAAUACACAACAACGAAAAUGUUUGUGUAAAAAGAUAGUAAGUUAAUGAAAAUUUAAUAGUCAAUUUAUUACACAGAAUUUGUAGAUUUUAUGAAUUUUACUUAUAGAUAAUUUACCUUGGAUUUCUAAAAAGCUGAACUGACAAGUGCCUUCACCCAAAUUCUUUUGAACAAUCCAACGUACAACUAGCAAGCCACAGCUUUCGCAAAAGAAAAAAAGGGUCGUUUGCUACGUGAAUUAAAUUUGAUUUUGAAAAGCAAUCUAAUGCUAAGACAUUGCUUUUUUCAAUUGCCUAAAAGGCAGGUCUUGUGGCAGUGCAGUCAUGGAAAAUAUUUUCAUAAUACAUCUUUUUCAAAUGCUAUAAAUAAUUUCUGCAUGCCCGCAUUGUCUCCUACGAUGGAAGAAGGAAAUAUUGCAAAAUGGGUUUUAAAAGAGGGAGAUUCUUUUAAAGCUGGCGAUGUUAUUCUAGAAGUUGAAACUGACAAGGCUACGAUGGACGUCGAAGCACAAGAUGACGGUAUUCUAGCAAAGAUAUUAGUUAACUCUGGUACUAAAAUUGCGGUUGGUAAAGAGAUCGGUAUUGUUGCUGAGGAGGGAGAUGAUUUGUCCAAGAUCAAGCUUCCUGAUGUUUCAAGCACACCCAACGAAGGAUCAAAUUUGAAACAGCCAUCAGAACCCAGUUCUUCUCAAAUUUCCAUUCAUUCUCCUUCUUCAUCCUCUUCCCAAAACGCCUCUUUACUUCCUUCCGUUGCUCACCUAUUGCAUUUACACAAGAUUCAGGAUCCAUCAGUUAUCACUGCCACCGGUCCUCGUGGUCGUUUGCUUAAAGGCGAUGUUUUGGCUUUCAUUGGUGAAAUAAAUAAGGAUGCGCCAAAGUCAAUACAAAAAGCUAUUCGGAAGUUUGAAAAACUUGAUCUAUCCAAGAUAGAAGCUAAGCCCAUAAUUGCUGAACAGAAGCCAGUGUCUUCUCUCGAAAAACCUCGUUCCAAUAUUGUUGAGACGAAGUUUUCUUUGACGAGUCUUAUUAAAAUAAGUGAAGUGACAAAAGAAAACAGUAAAGAAUCGUCAAAAGAGAUAGGAAAUAUUGUAUCAUCGGCCAUUUCCGAUACUUUGGCUUCAUCCGAAAUCCCAGACUUAUUUCAAGAUCCCGUAGAAAACGCGUAUGACGCUCUACUAGGAUUGCCUUCUUCAAGAAUAAGAAAUUUGUCAAAUGCUCAGUUUAUUCCUGGGGAAGGACCUGUUGACGGUGUUACUGAUUUUCUUUGCAAAUCUUCUAUAAUUCUACCAGCUCAGUUGUCUAAUAAAUUGACAUUAUCGUUUGUCCGUCCGAAUCCCCCUACUCCGUUGGAAGGAAAGACAACGCUUGAUGAUGUCUAUGACUCUCUUUUGGGAUCUGUGAAGGAACAAAAAAAGCGUAACCGACUUCAUCCUAAAAAUGAAGAGAUCGUCCUGAAAUUAUCGUAUAAUACGCUCCUUGAUAAUCAACGGGCCGUUUCAUUUAUAAACAGAAUUAAAAGGAACUUGGAGACUGCUUCUCUUAAUUGAUUCUCGUAAUUCACCAACUCCUUAAAAUAUAUCAAAGACAGUUAACUAUAUUAUUCUUCUUUCUUUGAAUUGACCGUAGCUAUAGUAUUUGUUCUUAUUUUUUUAACUUUUACAACUUACUUGGACAAAGUUUACAAUAAUAUAACCAGAAUCUAUUAACAAGUGACGAUUAUACGUAACGAGGGACAUAACAACUAAACGA
Schizosaccharomyces octosporus yFS286 is the source of this 1839-nucleotide messenger RNA. RefSeq names its product pyruvate dehydrogenase X component. The record is from RefSeq and is a predicted model, not a curated record. Bases 357 to 1637 code for a protein of 426 amino acids. Gene Ontology annotation, biological process: pyruvate decarboxylation to acetyl-CoA. Gene Ontology annotation, cellular component: pyruvate dehydrogenase complex. The transcript has 6 exons. Gene Ontology annotation, molecular function: dihydrolipoyllysine-residue acetyltransferase activity. Lineage: Eukaryota; Fungi; Ascomycota; Schizosaccharomycetes; Schizosaccharomycetales; Schizosaccharomycetaceae.